UAAAGCAAAUCACAACUUGAAAGAUCCUUUCUUCAAAGUCGAAUUUGCUACAACUUCGAAGUACUUAUCAACAACAGUCGAUUCAAUCUGCAGUCCAGUACACAGUACCACAGUUUACCGGAUAUCCGCACCGUAUAAAAUUCCGGAGUCUACAUCCCGAUCAAAGCGUUGACAAUCUCAACCGAAAAAAUGGCAUUCAACACAAUCUUCUUGAUCCUGACCCUCACCUCCUACGCUCUGACAAUGCCAGUUCAGGUCGCUGACGACAGGCAUUCGACUAUCGCCGAAACCUCAACCCAAGGCGAAGUCAGUCAAGAUUUUACCGGAGUGCAAGAAGAAGUUACAACUAUGAUAGCCGAACAAGAAGAUUCUACAACUGGGUCUACGACUCUUGUGCCUCUCGUUGACCAAGACCUGGAAAAACGCAGCGUCGAAGUAGCACCAAAGGCUGAUGAAGACCUCGAAACAGCGGCUGGAACCAACCUACUUCGACCUCUUUUCGUCUACCGUCAGCAAGUCGCCUACCGCCAGCGCAUCAGGAACGCGAGACGUCGUGGUAGCCGGUUCUUUUGAAGCCCCUUCGACAUCCUCAAUUCUACACUGAUCGAAGGACAAUUAACCGGAAAUAUUCGCCAGGACGGCAUAAUCAAUUUACAUUCGAAGAGCACGGGGUGGUGGACCCUGGUAUUAAGGAAGUCGGACUGGCUUUUGAUGAUGCCUUUCAAGCCGGCGCGAUACUGUCUCUAAGGCUGAUAAGCCCCAGCUUGCAAUUGGCCGAAGGACCAGGAUUAUGGAGUAGAAGACCUACGCCAGGUACAGGAGCGCUCUCUUGCCAUAUAAUAUAUCGAUUACCAUUUCAACGAAGAAUCGGCUUCCCCCUUGGUUUUAAAUCAAAUACUUUGAAUUAUAUGGAAAAAAGUAAGAUCUGGGCGAAGCGUCCUCGUUUUGGUGCGUCAUACGUGCCACUUUAGUUUUUUAACAUUAAUUUUUUUUCUCUUUUUUUUUUACUAAAGAUAUAAGCAUUGUAUGACGAACACUGCACCAGCUAGCCUCUAUUGCUAGUCACAGUGCAGUGCGAAUUAACAGACGUGGAUUAUCCCGGUUAUUCCCGCGAUGCGCGCCAUAAAAACCCCUAAUUAUAGGCAAAUCAGAGUACAAGUAUACACUGA
Molecule: messenger RNA, 1169 nt
Organism: Diprion similis
Lineage: Eukaryota; Metazoa; Arthropoda; Insecta; Hymenoptera; Diprionidae
Exons: 2
Coding region: 190-573 (127 amino acids)
Source: RefSeq, a predicted model, not a curated record